Molecule: messenger RNA, 5260 nt
Organism: Eleginops maclovinus (Patagonian blennie)
Lineage: Eukaryota; Metazoa; Chordata; Actinopteri; Perciformes; Eleginopidae
Gene: ehmt1b
Product: euchromatic histone-lysine N-methyltransferase 1b
Exons: 26
Coding region: 92-4150 (1352 amino acids)
Biological process (GO): peptidyl-lysine dimethylation; negative regulation of transcription by RNA polymerase II
Cellular component (GO): chromatin; nucleus
Molecular function (GO): zinc ion binding; histone H3K9 methyltransferase activity; p53 binding
Source: RefSeq, a predicted model, not a curated record
GGCAACUGAAUGUGCAGGAAGAUGCUGAACCCGGGAACCUGAAUAUCCUGCCCGGGCGCGUUGUGAGCUCUGUUUCUGGAUUUAUCGAUACAUGUUCCAGCCUCAACCCGCUGGUCUAGCCAAGGGCAGCCUGGAGAAGGGUGCAUCCACGAAGAAAGAGGAAUUGGAUGCAGCGAGCAACGGAGAAGGAAAACCAGAUAGAGAGAAAGAAGUAGCAGCCAGACUGGCCGCUACCCCUCCAGCAGAGACGAUGCUAAAUGGGACCGAAAGUGACGACACAAGGCACAAGAGCCCGACACACGGCUCUGCAUUCAACAACAAGACUUUACCGCUGGUCAAUGAAAAUGGCACGUUAGAUACGGAGCCACCGCACGGUUCUGUUACCGGAAGCAACGGAUUCAUUCUCACUAAGCAGCAGCAGCAGCAGCAGCAGCAGCAGCAGCAGCAGGAAGGCGGCUCUUCAGCGACGUUGGGUUUAGGGGUUUCCCCCCACAGGACUAACUGGCUGCCUUCGGGCUCGCCGACAGGGGGACACAGGGCCAAAUCUCCCCCAGCCUUGGCGUCUGGGUGCGCACAGACUUCAGGUGCACUAAGGACUGACCCCAGUACAGGGACUACGUCGGGAUGGGAGACACCAGACACUAAAAACGGCACAGCCUCGUCCCCGGCCCCGGCUCCAGCACCCGUCACCAUACACAGAGCGCGCAAGACCAUGUCCAGGCCCGCUGUCAGCCCGGCACAAAAGCUUCUUAACAGGGAAUUAAGAGAAGCUAAGACGGCCAAAAUGGAGACAGAAGUUUCCCCUGCUGCUCAGCAACCCUCGCAGCAGUCCUCCGUGCAGAACCAUCUACCUCAGAGUCCAGCGGAAACACCAGCUUCAGCACAAACUGCUCCAUCAGCUUCACCAGCACCUCCUGCAACACCUCCAGCUGCUGCUGCUCUUUCGGCUCUUGAGACUCCUGAAGAUUCCCCGGCUCCUGCAGCUCCUUCAGCUCCCGAGACUCCUGAAGAUCCUCCGUCUCCCGCCAAUCCUGAAGCUCCUACUCCACCUGCUGCUCCCGAGGCUCGCCAAGCUCCAGCCAAGCUCAACCUAGGUCCUUUCUCAGGAGGCUUGUCGUCGCGUAGGAAGAAGAGGAGGAUGGGAAUGUACAGUCUGGUUCCCAAGAAGAAAACCAAAGUCCUGAAGCAGAGAACUAUGCUUGAAAUGUUUAAGGGAAUACAACAGUCCAACAAGAGCAACCUGCAGAGUAAAGAGGUUUCCAACAUAAACGGGGAGAAGGUGGAAAAUGCAUCUGAGGAGGAAGAGUCCGAGGAGGUGGAGUCUGAGGAAGAGGAGCGGCAUCAGCCAGCAGGAGAAGCUGCCGGAGCGGCACAGGACGAAACAUCCGAACCCUCUCAGGGAGGAGACGAGCAGGAAUCUGACGAGUCUGCAGAAGAAGAUGGAGAGGAGGAGGGCACCGAGUCCGACCUGAGCACAGAGUCCAGUCUGAAGAAGAAGUUGAAAAAGAAGUUAAAGAGAGACGCUGCGUGGCUCAGGCCGUCCAGGAAACGGAAGAGGAGGAUAAAGGCCAAAGAACUAGAGGCGGUGGAUCAGCCUCAAGCCUCCGCUCCGGCUCAGACAGACGAUGCGAAGGAGCGCACUCAGAUUUACCCACCUGACUCCGUCACCCUCCAGCAGCCCCGGGAGGCAGCGACUUCCUCUCCGAACAAAGAAGCUUCAGGGUCCACGAUGGAGGAGGCUCAGGAGCUCCCUCUCUGCAGCUGCCGCAUGGAGACGCCCAAGAGUCGAGAGAUCCUCACGCUGGCCGACAGGAAGUGCAUGGCCACGGAGAGCGUGGACGGACAGCUGACCCGCUGCCAGGGCGCCAUUCUGAAACACGAAAUGAUGCGCCCCUCCAACUCCGUGCAGCUGCUGGUGCUGUGCGAGGAUCACCGCAACGGCAUGGUGAAGCACCAGUGCUGCCCCGGCUGUGGCUUCUUCUGCAGGGCUGGGACCUUCAUGGAGUGCCAACCGGACCUCAGCAUCUCUCACCGUUUCCACAGCGCCUGCGCCUCCGUGCUGAAAGGUCAAAGCUUCUGUCCACACUGCGGAGAGGAGGCCAGCAAGGCCAAGGAGGUGACCAUUGCCAAGGCCGACACCACCUCCACCGUCCCCCCGGUGCUAACACAGGGACCUGCCACACCCGGGGCCCCCGAGGGCCGAGCAGACACCACCACUGGCAGCUCCUCUCGUCUGGCUGCGGGGGUUGAAGUCAGUGGGCGUGCUGACAGCUCGCUGCCUGCUCGUUUCUCACAUGGACUCGACUCCUCUGCUGUUCCCGGCUCAUCCCGGGGCGCAGCGCUGCAGGCAGGGACUGGAACCAUGCUGCCCCCUACAGUCCACCAGGGGGCGACCUCCAGAGAGAGUAUGGAGAGCAUCCUGGUGGCUCUCGACACCGAGAAGCCGAAGAAGCUGCGUUUUCACCCCAAACAACUUUACCUCUCAGCCAAACAGGGGGAACUCAAGAAGGUGGUGCAUAUGUUGGUGGACGGUAUCGACCCAAACUUUAAGAUGGAGUCUCAUAACAAGCGCACCCCGCUCCACGCUGCAGCGGAGGGAGGAUUCAAAGACAUCUGCCACAUGCUCGUACAGGCCGGAGCAAACCUGGACAUGUGUGAUGAAGAUCAGCGGACGCCGCUGAUGGAGGCCUGUGAGAACAACUUCAUGGAGGUGGUGCAGUACCUGCUGAGAGCCGGAGCCAGCGCCACACACAAGGAUGUUGAAGGGUUCACGUGUCUCCACCUAGCGGCAAAGUCUGGUCAUUACGACAUCGUGGAGUACCUUCUCAACACCGGAAUGAUCAACAUCAACUGCCAGGAUGAUGGAGGUUGGACAGCCAUGAUCUGGGCGACGGAGUAUAAGCACGUGGACCAGGUGAAGCUGCUGCUGUGCAAAGGAGCCGACAUCAGCAUCAGGGACAAGGAGGAGAACAUCUGCCUGCACUGGGCGGCGUUCUCCGGCAGCGUGGAGAUCGCCGACCUGCUCCUGAAAGCCCGCUGUGACCUGCAGGUCGUCAACAUCCACGGAGACUCUCCUCUGCACAUCGCCGCUCGGGAGAACCGCUUAGAAUGUGUCACGCUUUUCCUGAAUCACGGAGCAGAUGUGUUCCUGAAGAACCGCGAGGGAGAAACUCCUCCGGACUGCUGCAGCAACAACUCCAAGGCCUGGGUCGCCCUGCAGGUCAACAAGAAGGAGAGGGACUCCAAGAACAGCAGGCUCAACCGAGCCCAGGAGAAAGUGCUUCAGAGUGACAUAGCUCUGGGGCAGGAGAGAAUCCCCCUCCCUUGUGUAAACUCAGUGGACAGUGAACCUCACCCGGACGACUACAAAUACAUCCCAGAAAAUUGCGUCACCUCGCCCAUGAACAUCGACAGGAACAUAACGCACCUACAGUACUGUGUGUGUAAAGAAGACUGUUCCACGAGUAUCUGCAUGUGUGGACAGCUCAGCCUGCGCUGCUGGUACGACAAGAAGGGUCGUCUGCUGCCUGAGUUCUGCCGGGAGGAGCCUCCUCUCAUCUUUGAGUGUAACCACGCCUGCUCCUGCUGGAGGACCUGCAAGAACCGCGUCGUGCAAAAUGGAAUCAGGACCAGGCUGCAGCUCUUCAGGACCAGUAAGAAGGGCUGGGGUGUGCGUGCACUACAUGACAUACCACAGGGCACCUUCGUAUGCGAGUACGUGGGGGAGAUCAUCUCCGAGGCAGAAGCAGAGAUGAGGCAGAACGACACGUACCUGUUCAGCCUGGACGACAAGCCACAAGAUCAAUACUGCAUCGACGCUCGUUUCUAUGGCAACAUCAGCCGCUUCCUCAAUCACAUGUGCGAGCCCAACCUGUUUGCCUGCCGAGUGUUCACGACGCACCAGGACCUCCGUUUCCCGCACAUUGCCUUCUUCGCCAGUGAAAACAUCAAGGCCGGAGAGGAGCUUGGAUUUAACUAUGGCGACCACUUCUGGGAAGUAAAGAGCAAGCUGUUCAGCUGCGAGUGCGACUCUUCCAAGUGCAAGUUCUCGUCGGCGGCCAUGGCGUCGCUGCAGGCGGACAGCACACCGGAGGAGCAGCAGCAGCCCAGCGCUCUGCCAGACACCAGCUCCUCCAACAGCCCCUCCUAAAGCCGCCUCACACUACAUGUACACACGACUGUCAGACGCAUCGUCCUUGAACUCUAUCAGUCAGCUUGUACUCUCUCUUCUGAUAGAAACCAUGGACCUUCGUGAGAACCCGUAAACCGUUGUCACAUACACAACCAGACGCACAAUCAAAACGUGAAGGAACUUCCUGCUCCUUUUAUUCAGUCACAGGAACAGCAGGGGGCAGCGACAGCCCGCACAGCAGAUGUCACAGGGACGAUAAAACUGUCUCGACGUGUCACGCAGAACUUUACCUGGAGGGAGAACUGUGCAUUUUGACUUUUUUUUUUAAGAUGAUUGAAAUUGUUAAAUAGCUUUUCUUAUUGCGUAAAGAUCAUGGGACUUUGGGUGGGGGGGGGGGUACGACUGCCUGUUGCAGAGACGACCUCGGCAUACAGCUGGGAUUUGCUUGACCUUUUGUGGUCAUUUAUAAUGAAUCAUUCCAGCGAGAAAACUGAUAAAUAAUUUGUUUUGUUGCCAGUUCUUCGUGUCACUUCAUCUUUGUUCCAGUGUUUGAACAGAAAUGUCCGACAUUUGCCACCGUAAUUGAUUAGGUAUGGAGAAAUUACAGAAACGAUGCGGAAAGCAAACCCGUGGGGCAAACAGUGGACAUUUGUUUUUGUUUGGAGUCUGAAUUGAUUUUGCUGUGCUUUUUCACUAAGCAUGUUUAAGGGGAUGUUAACGAAUUUCUAAAUCUGAAUUGGAGGGUUUAAAAAAGACAAAAGAAAAUGGUGCUGACAAAGGUUUUUACUUUUGUUUUAAUUUUUAUUACCCACGUGAACAUAGAUUGUAAGAUAAGAGAACGUUUUACAUUUUUUAUCUUUCAUUUUAACUCCACUUUUCUAAGCGUAGUGACUGUAGUUAGGCUAUUUUUAAUUUAGUUUCAUGAUUUUUGCCGACAGAAGCCAACCCGUCUUUUUAAAUGUUGUUAGUAAAGCAGUUGUGCAAAGUCUUGAAAGGUAUACAUACAUUUUAAAAAAGGUUAUAAUAAUGCACUUCAUAAUGUUCUGUUACAUAUUUCUGGACCGUGAAUCAUCCAUAUUAAUGGUUGUAUCUUUUUCAAUAAAUUUACUACUAAUGCAUUUAUUCUGA